Plutella xylostella (diamondback moth) is the source of this 2191-nucleotide messenger RNA. RefSeq lists its product as uncharacterized. The record is from RefSeq and is a predicted model, not a curated record. NCBI's taxonomy places the organism in Eukaryota, Metazoa, Arthropoda, Insecta, Lepidoptera, Plutellidae.
GCGCCACUCACUACUCAUUCUGAUAUAAACAAUCGUAGCGGUGAAGCCCUUAUCAGUCAUACUCGAGCGGUUUUAUCGUGUGUGUGAAAGUGAUAGUGGAACUGAGAUUCAAACGUGCGUUCUAUUUUUGAAAAAGUCAACCAAAACGAAAAUGUCUUGCUGCAAGAAACCCACUAAGACCAUGUCUUGCGACAACUCCAACUGUCUCUGCAUCGAGACUGCUGGCCGAAGCUGCCUCUGUCUCACUACUGACAAGAACGGUCGUGUCAUCGAGUGCAAGAACUGCGUGUGCAAUGGUUCCAAGUGCUGCCCCAUGACUUCUGGCCAGGGCACCUGUCGAUGCCUCUGUCGCAGUGAAUCCAAAGUCUGCCGUAACUGCUCGUGCUCUAAGACCAAGAGCAGCUGUGAAGACUGCCAAUGCGUUGGAAAAAGCUGCGUUUGCAUCAAAACUGAUGGAAAAUCUUGCAUCUGUGUUUGCAAGAAUGAAAAAGGCGAAAUAGUUACAUGUGAUGACUGCUCGUGCUCUGAAGAAGGUGGAUUGAAGAAAUGUGGCAAGUGCGAGUGUAAGAAAGACAAGGGUAGCUGUGAAGACUGCCAAUGCGUUGGAAAGAGCUGCGUUUGCAUCAAAACUGACGGAAAAUCUUGCAUCUGCGUUUGCAAGAAUGAAAAGGGAGAUAUUGUGAAGUGCAAUGAUUGUGCUUGCACUGAUAGUAACGUCAAGAAGUGCGAAGACUGCAAGUGCAGUGGCGCUAAGAAAUGCGGAAAGGAUGCUUGUGUUUGCAUCAAAACCGAUGGGAAACCUUGCAUCUGUGUUUGCAAGAAUGAAAAGGGAGAAAUCAUAGCUUGUGAUGAUUGCGUUUGCACUGGCGGAAAAUGCGGGACAUCUUCAGCUGGUGAAAAGAAAACAUGCUCUAAAUCAGAGUGCAUCUGCAUUUCUACGGGUGGAAAGUCUUGUCUCUGCCUCUGUACUGAUGAAAAAGGGAACAUCAAGAGUUGCGAUGAUUGUGAAUGCAACGAUGACAAGUGCGGAAAAGGUGCCUGUGUUUGCAUCAAACCGAUUGGAAAGUCAUGCAUCUGUGUUUGUAAGAAUGAAAAAGGUGAAAUUGUUACAUGUGAGGACUGCUCAUGCUCUGAAGAAGGUGGAUUGAAGAAAUGUGGCAAGUGCGAGUGUAAGAAAGACAAGGGUAGCUGUGAAAACUGCCAAUGCGUUGGAAAGAGCUGCUUUUGCAUCAAAACUGACGGAAAAUCUUGCAUCUGCGUUUGCAAGAAUGAAAAGGGAGAUAUUGUGAAGUGCAAUGAUUGUGCUUGCACUGAUAGUAACGUCAAGAAGUGUGAAGACUGCAAGUGCAGUGGCGCUAAGAAAUGCGGAAAGGAUGCUUGUGUUUGCAUCAAAACCGAUGGAAAACCUUGCAUCUGUGUUUGCAAGAAUGAAAAAGGAGAAAUCAUAGCUUGUGAUGAUUGCGCUUGUACUGGCGGAAAAUGCGGGACAUCUUCAGCUGGUGAAAAGAAAACAUGCUCUAAAUCAGAGUGCAUCUGCAUUUCUACGGGUGGAAAGUCUUGUAUCUGCCUCUGUACUGAUGAAAAGGGGAACAUCAAGAGUUGCGAUGACUGCUCUUGCUCAGAGACAGAGGGAUUGAAGAAAUGUGGAAAAUGUGAGUGCAAGAAUGACAAGGGUAGCUGUGGAGACUGCCAAUGCGUUGGAAAGAGCUGCGUUUGCAUCAAAACUGACGGAAAAUCUUGCAUCUGCGUUUGCAAGAAUGAAAAGGGAGAUAUUGUGAAGUGCAAUGAUUGUGCUUGCACUGAUGGUAACAUCAAGAAGUGUGGAGAUUGCAAAUGCAAGGCUGAUAAGGAAUGUAAGAAAGAUGGUUGUGUUUGCAUCAAAACCGACGGGGCUAAAUGUAUUUGUAUUUGCGAGAACAAAGAUGGAAAGAUAAUUCGAUGCAAGGAAUGCUCCUGUGAGUAGGGCAUGAAGGCAAAUAAAUAUUGUUAAUACAUAAUAUUAUAACUACAAUAUGUAUUGUAUUGUUUUCAAGUAGUGAGUAGUUCGUUCACUUAUAUGUGUAAGAAUCUUGAAUUGUUAACCUAAUAUUGGAACCAUUUGGCAAAAUGUAACCCUUCAAACUUUUUUUCUUAGAUUUUAGAUUUGUUUCGUAAAUAAUUCUGUACUUAAUAAAGAGUAUGUAAAAUAAUG